AUGGAUUCCCAAACGAGAGACUCAGCUGAAAGAUUCGUUCAGUUUGUGGCCAAAUCGCCAACUCCAUACCAUGCUGUGGCCAAUGUCAAGGAGAAACUCGUGGCCAAUGGGUUCGAGAGCCUUAAAGAGGUUGAUCAGUGGUCCAUUUCGCCUGGGAAGUCUUAUGUGGUGACCAGAAAUGGAUCGUCGCUCAUUGCUUUCCGUGUUGGCGAUAACUACAAGCCUGGAGGUGCUGUUGCUAUCGUUGGUGCCCAUACUGAUUCGCCUUGUCUUCGAAUUAAGCCCAUUCUGAAGAAGUCUGGUGAAGGCUUCAUUCAGGUCGGAGUGGAGCAGUACGGAGGACUCAUUGCUCAUCUGUGGUUCGACAGAGAUUUAAGUAUUGCUGGAAGAGUGUAUGUGAGGGAGUCCAGUGGCAAAUACGUGGCUAGAUUGCUUCAUAUUAAUAAGCCUUUAAUGAGAAUCCCAACUUUGGCAAUUCACUUGAACCGUGAAGUUAAUCAGAAGUUCGAGUUCAACCGUGAAACCGAAAUGGUUCCUAUUGCGGGGCAGGAGGAGUACCGUCACACAUGUGCCACGGAUCCCAACUUGAAGCUCACAGAGCUGGAAUUCCAGGCUGUCAAGCAUGUGGUAGAGAGACACAAUGAAUCCUUGGUGGGUCUCAUAGCCCAGGAAUUGAAUGUCCAGGUUGACCAGAUUGAAGAUUUUGAGUUACUUCUCUGUGACAACCAGCCACCCACACUUGGAGGAAUGCAUGACGAGUUCAUUUUCUCUCCCAGGCUUGACAACUUGACGUCUUGUUUUGCUGCUGCCGAUGGUAUUGUAGCCGCCAAACCCGCAUCUGACGCUAUUCUGAUGAUUUCUCUUUUUGACCAUGAAGAAAUUGGCUCGGUUUCUGCACAAGGUGCCGAUUCGUCAUUUUUGCCUGAUGUGCUCAACAGACUAGUCGAGUCACUGCCUGGAGCUUUGCCCAGAAUGUGCAGCAAGUCAUUCUUGCUCUCUUCUGACCAGGCACAUGGUAUCCACCCCAACUACGAGCGUUUCUACGAGAAAGCAAACCGUCCUCAUGUGAAUGGUGGCCCCGUGAUCAAGAUCAAUGCCAACCAGAGAUAUGCCACCAAUUCUCGUGGUAUUGUGAUAAUUAAGGCUGUUGCAGAGAAAGCAAAGGUUCCAUUGCAGUUGUUUGUGGUGAGAAAUGACUCCCCUUGUGGUUCUACAAUUGGCCCCAUGAUCUCAGCAAAGUUAGGACUUCGGACUCUCGACUUGGGAAACCCACAGUUAUCAAUGCAUCUGAUCAGAGAAACUGGAGGCUCUCAUGAUGUUAUCAGAUUGUCUACUCUUUUCGGGGAAUUCUUCUCCAGUUUCUCCGAGGUGGACUCUCUUGUAGAAUGUGAUUAG
Molecule: messenger RNA, 1395 nt
Organism: Sungouiella intermedia
Lineage: Eukaryota; Fungi; Ascomycota; Pichiomycetes; Serinales; Metschnikowiaceae
Source: the annotation of a GenBank genome assembly